AUGCGAGAACCCACCGGCCGAGGUCAGAGUCUGUUAUGCGGACGUAGGGAGACGACGAUGUACACCCUGCUAACGGCAUUGUUGACGCUGGUACUUGCCAACGUUGCUGAUGCGGUCAACUGCUCGACGUUGAACGACGGCGUGUAUGAGAAGAGUUGUCGUUCCUUCACUGUCUGUCAUGGCGGCAAACCGGAAGUGAAAUUCUGCCACAAUGGGCUGGUCUUCAACUCCGAGACUGGCAUCUGCGACAGCCCAAGUGCUGUAGCGCCUCCUUGUGGCGUGUCACGUGACUGUACUGGCAAGGACGACGGUGUUUACGUGGACGACGGGUGUCGCUCCUACUACACUUGCAUGGGGGAAGUCUUCUUCGGUCACGACCUCUGUCCUGAAAGCCUCGUCUACAACCAGGAACUGAAGACCUGCGACUGGCCGAACCACGUGGCACCACCUUGCGGGACGAGACACUGAUGAUAUUCAGAGUUACCUCGGAUUUUUAAACUAGGACGAAGACUUUCGAAUGUCUCGGCUUCUUUUGUUAGCACUGCCCAGUUCUAAUCUGUGCACAUGCUCAAAGACACGACAGUGUUGCGAUAACGGGAAGACAUAAGAUAAGAGUACAGACUUACUUGCAAAAGAAUUUUGACAUGCCUUAUCUUCCAGCGAGGUCAUCGAGAUCUUGCACUGUAGAUACUUAUUAUGCAACGACGAGGUGAUGGUAUUUGUAAUUUGUCGUUCUAAUAAAUAUUUUUGUUA
Messenger RNA from Haliotis rubra (blacklip abalone), 753 nucleotides. Its product is annotated as chondroitin proteoglycan 2-like. The record is from RefSeq and is a predicted model, not a curated record. NCBI's taxonomy places the organism in Eukaryota, Metazoa, Mollusca, Gastropoda, Lepetellida, Haliotidae. Bases 1 to 468 code for a protein of 155 amino acids. The transcript is spliced from 4 exons. Gene Ontology annotation, molecular function: chitin binding. Gene Ontology annotation, cellular component: extracellular region.